UUCUUCAAACAAACACGCGACCCAAGUACGUGAGGUGACCACCACAGUACUGCACGGGACUCCACACCUUUACCUUACUUAACACACGGUGGGCGGCACAAGACCGGCGAUUUGGACCAGAUUUGGUCUUCAGUACGCUCGUAUGGAACCGAUUGCUCAAGCAAAGUAAAUGUGAAGCCAAGUCGACAUGGGUGGUGCUCUGGGAAAGCCGCUCUCUCUUGUAAAGACCCUGUUGUGGAAAGUCCUGUUCUCUUGGUGGGUGAAGCCGAUAGAGACGCCUAAUGACGUCACAGGUCUGACCCCCACCCAGGUCAGACUUCUCCAGCAGACUUGGAAGGUCAUCCUCCUCCACAAGAAACAAAAUGGCUUCCUCAUAUUUAAGAUAUUGUUCACGGACUACCCUAUGACAAAGAAGUUGUUCAAAGGCAUAGACAAGGUUGACCCUGAGCAGUACGAGAAGACGACAUCCAUGCGAGCACACGUCACACGCUUCAUCAACAGCUUCGACUCCUUCAUGGAGUGUCUGGAGGACCCGGAAGCCCUGAAGUCACUUCUGUACGACACCGGCAAGGCACACCUCAGACACAACACCAAACCCGAGCAUUUUGACGAUCUAGAAGUCGUUAUGAUGAAAUCCCUAAAGGCGGUUCUGGGCCUGAAGUUCACAGAGUCCGUAGAGGAGGCCUGGAGAACAGCGUUCGCCUUCUUCGUAGUCCACCUCAAGAUGGGGGUGGAGGACGGCUUACGGGGGCGGGAGAAAAAGAACACAAGUGUAGUCGUGACGGUGGAAUGACGUGCAGUGAGGAUUUGUGAACCCUUUGCUGAAGUGGCUGAAAAAGCGGACCAGGAUUGUACAGGCUUGUUCUGUAAAACUUUAACCUUGCCAGACAUCAAGUGCCGUCUUGGGUAGUGCUGAAGAUAAAACGUCGGAGACGUGGGGCAUAGCCUAGAUAGCGGACCAAUAACCCUUGUCCUUGUACAAAGCUUUACCGCCUGUAUAAAAUUAGCAUAAAAUAACGCAUGCGCACUGUCCUUUCCCUUGUCACGUCCCCCUUUCUGCAAGUCACUCUGGUUAUGGCUCAUGUGACUGUCUGUCACUAGGUGCAAAUGGAAUGCCUCUCGUCUUGCCGAACAAUCCUAACUUUUCUAACAGUGCGUGUCUGGUAUGUAGAUUAGUCGUCAUCUCAUGUUACAAGUGACGACAAAGAUGGGAGGGGCUUUUUGAGAACCCUGUUUAUCUAUUUGUUCAGAAACUGUGGAGGAAAGAGCAAUAUGUAAUGCUGUAUCCUUGAUAACGUUAUACGGAAAGCGCAGAUAGGGGCUGGCAAAUCAGAUUCUAUCCAAGCACCUUUUGUUGCGUUUAUAAAUAUGAUAAACUCCAUCUGAUGAUUGUUAUGUCAUAUUGGUAAAUGUCAUAAAUGUUGUUUGAAAUAAAAGAGAAGAUUUAUUAGCACCUUAUAGGCUGAGACCUUGUUGUAAGCCUUGUUGUAAUGUAUAUAUGAGCACAUAUGAGGUGACAUUUUGAUGAUGUAAAUUUAGAAUUGAAUCAUGUCAUUGUGAAUAAAAGUUGAAUUAUAAUCAA
Branchiostoma floridae (Florida lancelet) is the source of this 1582-nucleotide messenger RNA. Its product is annotated as cytoglobin-2-like. The coding region runs from base 188 to 793 and encodes 201 amino acids. NCBI's taxonomy places the organism in Eukaryota, Metazoa, Chordata, Leptocardii, Amphioxiformes, Branchiostomatidae. Gene Ontology annotation, molecular function: heme binding; oxygen binding. The transcript is spliced from 5 exons. The record is from RefSeq and is a predicted model, not a curated record.